AUGUCUGCAGGCAGAAGAAGAAGAUCAUCAAGACAUGAGUCCGGAUCAUCAUCUUCAGCUAAUAAUAAUAUCUCCGAUGAACAAAUAUUCGAUCUCCUCUCAAAGUUACAACGCCUUAUCCCCGAAAUUCGUCAAACACGUUCCAACAAGGUGGUUUCUGGUUCAGUAUUGUUAGAAGAAACAUGCAAGUAUAUUAGAAAUCUGCAAAGGGAAGUGGAAGACCUAAGUUAUCGUCUCUCUCAGCUUUUAGCUUCUUCUUCUUCUUCUUCUACUCAUGAUCACAUUAACAAUGCUCAGGCCGCCAUUAUCAGGAGCUUGCUCAUCUAA
Molecule: messenger RNA, 327 nt
Organism: Impatiens glandulifera
Lineage: Eukaryota; Viridiplantae; Streptophyta; Magnoliopsida; Ericales; Balsaminaceae
Product: transcription factor PRE6-like
Exons: 2
Coding region: 1-327 (108 amino acids)
Biological process (GO): regulation of growth; regulation of DNA-templated transcription
Molecular function (GO): protein dimerization activity
Source: RefSeq, a predicted model, not a curated record